CUCUGCCGCCGCCGCCGCAGCAACAGCCCAGACCUAGACCGCCGUUCAGUGACUUGUAUCGCGAGAUGUAGGAGCAUCCGAUCCUGGCUUUGCUUUGCUAUUUGCCGCUGGUGUGUGUGAGUGAGUGGGGACUGAGCGGGGAUUUGCUUUGCCACUUGCCGCUGCACUGAGAGCGGCUGAACGGGGUCUGACUCGGAGCAGGUGACUCGGAGCUGCUGACUCCCUCCCUCUCUCUCUGUCCCGCCCGCCCGCCUACCUGAGAGGAAAGAUAAACAGCAGCCGGAGGGGGAAGAAGGUCACAGCGAGCGAAGCAGGAGGUGUGCGUGAGGAGCGGGGACACAGUGAGGUGACAAGUCGGUGGAGGAAGCAGCGGCGGCUCCACUCGCUCACUCACUCGCUCACUCACUCACUCAGUAUCCGUGACUGAGCUCCAGAAGAGCGCGAUUGCCUCGGUGCAGGGACAAGCAGGGCUCGGGAGGAAGGCGGACAGUGAAGGAGAGGUUGUGUGCGUUUGGAGCCAGCGUUGCCCCGGCCAGGUGGUGUGCACCGUGCGGGGAUCUGCGAGCAGCUUGAACAGCGGAGACAGCAACAGCCACCGCCGUCGACAUGGCUUCGACCACAACCUGCACCAGGUUCACGGAUGAAUACCAGCUCUUCGAGGAACUUGGAAAGGGCGCGUUCUCGGUGGUGAGGCGAUGCAUGAAAAUCUCGACGGGACAGGAAUAUGCUGCCAAAAUCAUUAAUACCAAAAAGCUGUCUGCAAGGGAUCACCAGAAGUUGGAGAGAGAGGCUCGGAUUUGCCGGCUGUUAAAACAUCCCAAUAUUGUCCGGCUCCAUGACAGCAUAUCUGAAGAAGGGUACCAUUAUCUAGUGUUUGAUCUAGUGACUGGGGGAGAAUUAUUUGAAGAUAUUGUGGCCAGAGAAUAUUACAGUGAAGCAGAUGCCAGUCAUUGCAUUCAGCAGAUCCUGGAAGCUGUGCUACACUGCCAUCAGAUGGGUGUGGUCCAUCGAGACCUGAAGCCAGAGAAUUUGCUCUUAGCUAGCAAAAUGAAGGGGGCAGCUGUGAAGCUGGCAGAUUUUGGAUUAGCAAUUGAAGUCCAAGGAGAACAGCAGGCAUGGUUUGGAUUUGCUGGUACACCAGGAUACCUUUCUCCUGAGGUUUUAAGAAAAGAUCCAUAUGGAAAGCCAGUUGACAUGUGGGCUUGUGGUGUUAUUCUGUACAUACUGCUAGUUGGGUACCCUCCUUUCUGGGAUGAAGAUCAGCACAGACUGUACCAACAGAUCAAAGCUGGUGCUUAUGAUUUCCCUUCACCAGAGUGGGAUACGGUCACUCCAGAAGCUAAAGAUCUUAUCAAUAAAAUGUUAACCAUCAACCCUGCCAAACGGAUCACUGGCUCAGAAGCCCUGAAACAUCCAUGGAUAUGUCAACGAUCAACUGUAGCAUCUUGCAUGCACAGACAGGAGACUGUGGAAUGCCUAAAGAAAUUCAACGCUAGAAGAAAACUGAAGGGUGCGAUUCUCACAACAAUGUUGGCCACAAGAAACUUCUCAGCAGCAAAGAGUCUGAUGAACAAGAAGACAGAUGGAGUUAAGAAAAGGAAGUCCAGUUCGAGUGUUCAGAUGAUGAUAAACAACAAAGCCAACGUAGUAACCAGCCCAAAAGAGCCCAUACCUACCCCAGCACUGGAGCCCCAAACUACUGUAAUCCACAAUCCUGCUGAUGGAAAUAAGGAAUCCUCCGAAAGUACCAACACUACCAUUGAAGAUGAAGAUGUGAAAGCUCGCAAGCAAGAAAUUAUUAAAGUUACAGAGCAGCUGAUUGAAGCCAUUAACAAUGGAGAUUUUGAAGGCUACACGAAAAUUUGUGAUCCGGGACUCACAGCAUUUGAGCCUGAAGCACUUGGUAACUUGGUUGAAGGAAUGGACUUUCAUAGAUUCUACUUUGAAAAUGCAUUGUCUAAGAAUCAGAAGCCCAUUCACACCAUCAUAUUGAACCCCCACGUGCACCUGAUUGGCGAUGAUGCAGCCUGCAUAGCGUAUAUCCGCCUCACUCAGUACAUUGAUGGCAGCAGCAUGCCGAAAACCAUGCAGACUGAGGAAACCAGAGUAUGGCAUCGCCGGGAUGGGAAGUGGCAAAAUGUCCAUUUCCAUCGCUCAGGGUCCCCAACUAUACCUAUCAACUAAGAGAAAUGGUGCCACGGCUGGAUUCUCAGCAUUGAUUCUGGACUGGAAGAUUACAAUCAUACUAUCAGCACUUCUAGUCUAUUUUAACGCAUGUUUCUGAAUGCAUGAUGCUCUAGUGACAUGUCCUUUUCUGUUAAUUCUGUAAAUUUUUGUUUGCACUUCAUAGGAAGAAAUGUUACAAACAGAAUGAAACCAAAGGAAGGAAAAAUGUUGAGAGUACUUUUUAACCCUAUAUUUAUGCCAGGUUUCCUAACUUGAUAUAAUUGUAAACGUCUAAAUGAAAACUUAUUUUUUUCUGGAUUUCAAGUAUUUUAAAAACUACUGUACCCCUUAAUCGUUAUAAAAACAGUGUAAGUGGCACAUAGUCUUAUUCUCUUACUGUAGAAAUACUUUUAUAAUAAAUAUAGAAGGGGAUGUCCUUAAGGUGGCAGGGCACGUAUAUACUUCCAAAAUUUGUUUUUCCAAGCUGGAGUCAUCAGCCUGAAGGAACACCGACUGAAGUUGCUGAACAGCCAUUUUAUUCAUAGUUUUUUACCAGCUGAAAGAUAUGGAAGAUUAUCUUACAAAAAAUUAAAUUUUAAUGUGCUGGUUCUAUAACUAACCUUUUAUUUGUUGUAUUUCAUCACUGUCAGUAUUUAGGAUCAUUUUCAAGUUGACACUUAAUUUUUAAUCACUUUGGGUGCAAUACAUUUCAGACAAUCAAGCUUGCUUUACUAUGGUGAUGUGCAGGUCGUGAUUUGAGUCAAAUGCUUAUUGCUUAGAUGGAAAUAGCAUUAGAAUUUUGUGAACUAUGUUAAUCUGCUAUUGGUAGUUACAUAGUAUCAGAUUUAAUAAUAAAAACGCAGGUCCAUUGAAUUUAAUCAUCAAAUAUAGUGGACCUCUGUGAUUAACAUGCAUCAUUAGUGGACCUCUGUGAUUAACAUGCAUCAUUUAUAUAAGAAUCUUCUCGCCUCGGCAGCUGAUCAACAAACAGAUCAAUUUUUUAUUCAUUUUCUCCUAAGGACAGGAAUUGUUCUUUUGAGGUCAUCUGUGAUUAUUGAUAGUUCGUGAAAUGGAAUUUUGCUUCUGCUUCCGUAUUCUUGUAAGAUGUUCUUGUAAGGAUUCCAUUUACCAAAUAUAUAUUGCCUUUUAGGAAGGGCACUUCCUCCUCAUUUCGUUGCUGCUUCUAUAUUUAGAGGAUUAUACAAUAAUGCAUGUUAUCUCAAUUGGUGUUUUCUGUGAUUUUUGACAGACAUGAUUCGCAUUUAGUGAUUAAUUCCAGGCAGAAUUAACUUAUUUGUAUUAUUUCCUGUGUGUGUUCAUUCAUCAUCCCAAAAACUGAUAUGCUUAGCUGCUGUUGCUGGUAAAAUAGAUGGCAAUAAAGUGUACCAAUUACCCAUGGAUUCAGAAGUUGUGUUUAAAUGAGCAUGUAUGUUUAUGCGCCAUAUUAAUCUGCCAAUAAAUUCUAUGGAAAAAUAGGGAAAACCUUUAUUUUCUUGGUGACUGGCUGUAAUAACAUUGCAGUAUAAAAAUCUAUAUGUAUUAUCUUGACAUUUUAAAACCACAUCAAGAGCAAGUCUGUCUUCCACACCAGUUCUGAUGAGCGGUGAUUGUUAUUUUCCACCACAAUUGAAAUAAUACUUGGGUUCUAUCACUCUGAAAAGCUGCUGUUUAUCAUGGGACACAGUGUACAGGAUUCUUGCCAUAAUGGUAAAUGAUUGAUCUGUUAAAAUAAAAUAAAUUUGUGAUUAUUUCUCCUGA
This is a messenger RNA of Amblyraja radiata (thorny skate), 3924 nucleotides long. Its product is annotated as calcium/calmodulin-dependent protein kinase type II delta chain. Gene Ontology annotation, biological process: protein phosphorylation. The transcript is spliced from 21 exons. Gene Ontology annotation, molecular function: calmodulin binding; calcium/calmodulin-dependent protein kinase activity; ATP binding. The record is from RefSeq and is a predicted model, not a curated record. Bases 607 to 2184 code for a protein of 525 amino acids. Lineage: Eukaryota; Metazoa; Chordata; Chondrichthyes; Rajiformes; Rajidae.